UGCUGCUGCCAGACCAGUCAAUUCAAUUCCCUCUCUGGGUUGAUUAUAGGUUCAGCGACGACCUGAACACUUCUGCCGCCGACCCUAAUGUCAGCAGUUCCCGCGACAGACGCGGCUUCACUGCCUCGCAGUCACCACGAUGGCCAGACCGAGCUGCCCAAGAAGGCCCAGUCCUCUGGCAACUACAAGGGGUUUGUCGCUGGUGUCUUCAGCGGUAUUGCCAAAUUGACUGUUGGACACCCGUUCGAUACGAUCAAAGUCAGAUUACAAACGUCAACAUCGUCGCAAUUCAACGGACCACUCGACUGCUUGAUGCAGACACUCAGAAGAGAAGGGCCACAAGGACUAUACAAAGGCGCAACACCUCCGCUGGUAGGAUGGAUGUUUAUGGACAGCUUGAUGCUGGGAAGCCUGACCUUUUACCGCAAACUCCUAAAUGACCGCGUCUUCCAACCCAUGCACGAGACCAGAGCUGCACAAGGCGUGUAUGCUGUGCCAGCCGAUCGAACGCUUCCAACGAUAGGCCAUGCGAUUGCAGGAGUCAUGGCAGGGAGCACGGUAUCGUUCAUUGCAGCCCCUGUAGAACAUGUCAAAGCGCGCCUGCAGGUGCAGUAUUCAGCCGACAAGUCGAAACGUCUGUACUCUGGACCCAUCGACUGUUCACGACAGAUCUUCCGUCAACACGGGCUGCGGGGCUUGUAUCACGGUCUUGGAGCGACAUUGAUAUUCCGCACUUUCUUCUUCUUCUGGUGGGGUUCGUACGAUGUGUUUACGAGGUGGUUCAAGAAAAACACGGACUUGUCUACACCAGCUAUCAACUUUUGGGCAGGAGGACUGUCGGCGCAAGUGUUUUGGUUGACGAGUUACCCAUCAGAUGUCAUCAAGCAGCGCAUCAUGACAGAUGAUUUGGCAAAUCGAAAGUUCCCACGAUGGAGAGAUGCUGCAAGGGCAGUAGGAAGAGAGAAUGGAUGGAGGGGCUACUGGAGAGGAUUCGUUCCGUGCUUCCUAAGAGCAUUUCCCGCAAAUGCAAUGGCGUUGGUUGCAUUUGAAGGUGUCAUGAGGAUGCUCUGACUGAAGAAAGGACUUUCCGAGGCGGACAAGACUUCGGUCCUCGGUGGUGAAAAGGGAAGCACGGCAUGGCCGUGAGACUCGGCUUAAGCAGAGCUGCAAAGAAUGGUACUCUCAGCUCAGAGUCAGGGACCCACCAUCCAAUCUUGUAUAGAGACGAUAGACUUUUUAUAUAUACCCAACAAUGGCAACGCAGAAGUAGCUACACUG
Messenger RNA from Aureobasidium pullulans EXF-150, 1278 nucleotides. Its product is annotated as mitochondrial carrier. Gene Ontology annotation, biological process: transmembrane transport. NCBI's taxonomy places the organism in Eukaryota, Fungi, Ascomycota, Dothideomycetes, Dothideales, Saccotheciaceae. The transcript is spliced from 2 exons. Gene Ontology annotation, molecular function: transmembrane transporter activity. The coding region runs from base 88 to 1071 and encodes 327 amino acids. The record is from RefSeq and is a predicted model, not a curated record.